GCGUGAUCCCAACAUUACGAAAGUUUGCACCAGCGAGGAUUUACUCAAACUCCUUGAUUUUACGAAGAAGUGUACCUCCAUUUCUGUUGGAGCUUUGAUGCAGAUUCUGUUACCUGCCAAGACUGCGUUGUGUCGUGUUCAAAGAUGGCAGCUGACACAAGCACCUCAGAAGGUGUCGUACCGGAAGCAGAGUUUUGGGAAGGUGUGGUCAUCUUCACAGGUGCCAUGUGGACAGCUUACAGCAUGGCCCCCAACCUUAUCCUGCCCAUAGUCGUAGUGUUUAUUGGAGCAUUUUCAUUACAGUCAACAUGGUCAAAAUGCUCUGUGGAUCAAACACUUGGAUGGAACCUCAGACCUGCAGCUGGCAGUGGCCUUGUUACAGGAAACAUUCUCAUUCCCAUGGUCCUCGUGGCCAAUAAUCUCCAUGGGAGUAUCAAAGAAAAUGGGGUGAGCGGUAUGUUCUGUGUGUACAGUCUGUGUAUGAGCCAUGCUGCAGUGUGUUUGGUGUGGCUCAGUAAGUCAGACCUGCAUCCAGACAGACCCAGUGUCAGGACCAUGGGCUCCAUAGCCACCACCAUCUCUGUCCUCCUCAUACUACUUCUACAGGAUCUACCAUUAGGGAUAGGAAAUGUCACUGUAGGGAUUGUGGGUGUGGUCCUCUGUCUGUGUGUCCUCCAUGGCCUUCUGACCAGCCUUCCCAGCAGCCUCUCCUUGGGAGAGGCUAUUCUUGUCUCAGAGGGGAUGGCCUUGCUGAUGAUUGACAGCUGUCAGAAUGUUUUCUACAGAAACAGAAGUUUGGAGUGCCAGCUUCUGCAGUCAGUUGUGCUUGGUCUUGCAAUCAUUGGAGCAUUGUCAAACAGGAUGUUUGUGUCAUACGACAGGACAGAAAAACAGAGCAUAGCCUCAUGGAAAGACUCUUUGAGAUUCUACAUCCUGGUACUUUGUGUAGUGGUGUUCAUCUGUGUCCCUCACCUGUGGUGGCUUCUGGGAAGGAUCCCAAUCCUCUGGCUCAUGGGCUUCAUACUGGCUUGUGACAGCAGUAUCUCUCUGAUUGGCUACUGGAGUGUGAUGACAUUGGUUGCCAUAGCAAUGGUUACCAGGCAGAACAGGACCAACCCUGCUGGUGCAGGUUCCACCAUUGUGAGGAAGUAUUUCCAUGUCAUCGCCAUAGCAGUCUUCCUACCUGGACUGAUGCAGAACCCCCAGCUGUUGUACAUAGCAUCUGUAGCAGCUUUGGGAGCCUUUGGUUUGUUGGAAUAUAUGCGGAUGUACAGAAUCCAGCCCUGGGGUGAAUCCCUGCACACAUCCCUGCGUGUGUUUGUUGAUGAGAAGGAUGGAGGGGCGGCCAUACUUACCCACAUCUACCUGCUGCUGGGCUGCUCCCUCCCUCUCUGGCUUUACCCUACUGCAUACACAAUAGGUCCUGAGUUGGCGUUGUACAGUGGUGUCAUCUCCCUGGGAGUCGGGGAUACUGCAGCCUCUGUCAUCGGAUCAAAGCUGGGCAGACACAGAUGGCCAGGUACAAAGAAAACAGUAGAAGGGACCGUAGCUGCUGUGGUGGCACAGCUGGCAGCCUGUGGCACGCUGAGUUUCUUUGGUGUGCAGCCUGGUUUUACUGCCAACUGGAUCCCCAUGGUGACAGUCGUGUGUCUGACGUCGUUAUUGGAAGCCUUCACCUCCCAGGUGGACAACAUGGUGACACCACUCUACAUGUGUGCACUCUUUACCUGUGGGCUGUCAUCAUGAGGUCAACAUAGCCUA
Branchiostoma belcheri (Belcher's lancelet) is the source of this 1761-nucleotide messenger RNA. RefSeq names its product dolichol kinase-like. Gene Ontology annotation, biological process: dolichyl monophosphate biosynthetic process. The coding region runs from base 145 to 1746 and encodes 533 amino acids. Gene Ontology annotation, molecular function: dolichol kinase activity. The transcript has 13 exons. Gene Ontology annotation, cellular component: endoplasmic reticulum membrane. The record is from RefSeq and is a predicted model, not a curated record. NCBI's taxonomy places the organism in Eukaryota, Metazoa, Chordata, Leptocardii, Amphioxiformes, Branchiostomatidae.